AUGAAUGACGUAGUAGUAUUUUGGGGAAAAGUUGAUGGACUCUUCCAUCUUUGCUACCCUAAAGGGGACUCUGUUCAUUUUCAUAAUUUUCGUAUUUUGUUAGCUAUAUUUCCAAUAUUGUUUGGUUUGUUAAUCACGGCUGAAGCUAAUGAUUUGGUUGGUACCCCCACCCCUUUUGAGGUCAAGGAGGAUUCGCCUCCUCCCUCUCCCUCAGAUACACUGAGUGAUUUCCUUGCAGGGGCAGGGAUAAGUUUUGAUGAGUUGAAGCAGUUAGUUAGAGGGAGUUCUAAUACCCCCCAAGGAGGUAUCUCUACCCCAGAGUCAUCUCAGAUCCGCUUGCCGAGGCUUGGCCUCUUCUCUGGAAAGGAACCAGUUAAGCAAGGUGAAGUGGACUGGGAGACAUUUCACGAUGUCGCAAGGGAAAUAGCCACUUUGGCUGGCCUGAGCGAACAAUCAAAACGUCGUGAAAUGGUGACUCGCCUCCUAUUACCUGCUAAAGACUUUGCUAAGCAAGUCGCGGCAGGCACCACCUCACUCGAUCUACUGGCCUAUUUGGACAGCAUCUAUGGUGCUGUUCAAAACAAUAACCUGUUGCUUCAGGAGUUCAUGGGAUUGGUCCAAGGUAAGGACGAAAGACCAUCGGAUUUCCUGAAGCGACUCCAAUUGAAGGUUAGUAGAUUGGUUGAGGUGGGGGAGUUCUCCCAUCAAGCAGCAACCCAAAAGUUGCUGGACAAAUUCAAGCUCGGAUGUCACGACGAAUAUAUAUUAACGGUAACGAAUUUGCAUAACCAGAUCAUUGCACCCCCAUUUCCUAAAUUAAUUAGUAUUAUAAGAGAGGCAGAGGCAACCAGAAAUGCCAAGAUGGCCCAAUACAAACCCAACCCCAAAAUAGUCCGUAGCUAUGUGCAAUUUGAGAACAUGAGCUUAUAUCACACUGAGGAACAAAAAGAGACCCAACCAAAACACAACAAACCCCAGAAAGGCCCAAAUAAAGGAGCAUCUCCUUCCAAUAAAUCCAAAUAUCAUCCCUCAACAUCUCGUCCCAAAUCUUCCCCUCGAUGCCCAGUUAGGGUAAUCGUGUGCUUCAAGUGUGGUGAGUUUGACCACUAUCAAGAUGAGUGCGAAAACCCACCAAACCAAGAGCUCAAGAAUAGGAACAUGGCCAAAAGAGAAGAAAUUAUUAAGGCAUGGGAGGCAAUUAACGAGCCAAAAACUGUUAGGAGUCCCCCAAACGAGUAA
Lytechinus pictus (painted urchin) is the source of this 1239-nucleotide messenger RNA. RefSeq lists its product as uncharacterized. Lineage: Eukaryota; Metazoa; Echinodermata; Echinoidea; Temnopleuroida; Toxopneustidae. Gene Ontology annotation, molecular function: zinc ion binding; nucleic acid binding. The record is from RefSeq and is a predicted model, not a curated record. Bases 1 to 1239 code for a protein of 412 amino acids. The transcript is spliced from 2 exons.